AUGUCGGCCACUGAACCCUUGUCCCAUUCGGGUCCCGAGGAAAAGGGAGACCAACCCACUCACGAGGAGCCCGAGAGCCCAACGCCCCCACCCGACCUGCCGGAGACGCAUCAUGGCCCCUCGAUCGAGAGCUUACAACAAACCGAGAUGAGCACCGAACCGCAUGCGGAGUCGCACACCCCUGCUGGAUUAGUCGAUGUUCAGACCGACCCAGCAGCAGAAUCUCUACCUGCAGUAGCAGCACCACCGGCUUGCGGGACAGGUCGAAGCGCUGUCAUUGUCGGUCCAGAUACCCGAGUCUGGGCUGUCCUUAACGACCAAUACUCCCCCCUCCCCCCGCCGCCCGAGAAAGACGAUUCAUACCUCAACUCGAAUCCAAACGCUCCUGUCACUACUCCACAGCCUAGCGCACCCAACUCCCGCCCAAGCUCCGAAAAGGAGCUACCAGACGUACCCGGUGAUAGCGAUCCCGAAACCAAUCAGACUAUUCGAAACAAUGGAGCUCGAGAUGAUAAUGACUCUCAACCGGAGAUUCAGAAUAUCAUGGGCCAGUUCCAGGACCCUACCCGAACCACCGGCCAGCAGGAGAUUAUGUCCCCUCGUCUAGAGCUGGCCGAACAAUUCCGCACGUCGCAGCACUUCCCGCCUCGCAGGUCGAGCCUCGAACCCGUACACUCUCCCGGCUCUGGACCUUCAAGGUCCGCCGCACCACAUACUGGGCAGACCGUACCUGGUCACCGACAUUCCGUCGGCCCCGAAGAGCUUACCUUGACCCGACAAUCAUCAGCCUCUACCAUCCCGCCUCCACCCGAGCCUGAACCCGACCAACCAUUCGAUUUCCACAGAUUCCUAGAGCAACUGCGUCACCGGACUGCUGAUCCGGUCGCCAAGUUCCUGCGCUCAUUCCUGACCGAGUUUGCAAAGAAGCAAUGGAUGGCGCACGAACAAGUCAAGAUUAUCAGCGACUUCUUGGCUUUCAUCACAAAUAAAAUGGCAAUGUGCGAAGUCUGGCGUGACGUGUCAGAUGCUGAGUUCGAUAAUGCGAAGGAAGGAAUGGAGAAGCUGGUGAUGAAUCGUCUGUAUUCGCAGACGUUUUCGCCGGCGAUCCCUGCUCCACCAACAAUUCCUAGAAGUACGAGCCGGAGUCGGAGGCGAGAGAUUGAGAGGCUUCAUGGGCCCUGGCGACGGGGCCAGCAUCAAGAGGAUAUAGAACGGGAUGAUAUCUUGGCGCAGAAGAUUCGCAUUUAUAGUUGGGUUAAGGAGGAGCAUCUGGAUAUCGCGCCUGUCAGUGGCAGUGGCCGACGGUUCCUGACUUUGGCUCAGCAAGAAUUGUUAAAGAUAAAUGGUUACCGCGCUCCCCGAGAUAAAGUGAUCUGCAUCCUGAACUGCUGCAAAGUGAUCUUUGGUCUUUUGAAGAAUAGCAGAAGCGCCGAUACGUCUGCUGAUUCAUUUGUUCCACUCCUGAUCUAUGUGGUAUUGCAUGCGAACCCGGGAAAUCUUGUUUCCAAUAUUCAAUACAUCCUGCGGUUCCGCAAUCAGGAAAAGCUUGGAGGAGAAGCAGGUUACUAUCUUUCCUCAUUAUCCGGAGCCAUCCAAUUCAUCGAGACCCUAGACCGCACGAGUCUUACGGUCAGCGAUGGAGAUUUCGAGCGCAACGUCGAGGCAGCCGUCUCCGCCAUUGCCGAACAAAAUCGUGAACACGAAUCCCUGGCUGAGAAGUCUCCGAUUCAACCCUCCACCCCCAACGGCCCAGCUCCACAAGCAGCUGGACCGAGUCGAAGAGAUGCCUCCCAGCCUAGUGAUGAUGACACCUCUGCCCCCGUUGCAGGCCUCCUCCGUACCAUCCAAAAACCUCUCUCCACUAUCGGUCGGAUAUUCUCGGACGACGGAGAUUUGAGCCCAGCUCCUGCUCAGGAUCGCCCCCUCCAGCCCGCAACAACUCCCCUACCAGGUGUCGCGCCCGCUCGCCUCACACCCAAUGUCUACCAACCUCCCCGCGCAAGUAACGAAGGUCGUCGAUCUGGUGAUGAGCGCCCGGCUCCACCUAGGGAUAAGACUGGUGGAGCUCAGAAGAAUCUAAGCCGUGUGCUGGAUGCCCAAGACGCAGCUGCCCGUCAGGCUAGCGCUGAAGAAGCCGAAGCACGCCGCAUCCAGCGUGCGGAGCAUAACAAUGUUGUCGAGACACUUUCGAACAUGUUCCCGAAUCUGGACCGCGAUGUUAUUGAUGAUGUGGUCAAUCAGAAGGAGGGGAGAGUCGGUCUCGCUGUCGACGCAUGCCUUGCUCUUAGCGCAGAGUAG
Molecule: messenger RNA, 2298 nt
Organism: Penicillium daleae
Lineage: Eukaryota; Fungi; Ascomycota; Eurotiomycetes; Eurotiales; Aspergillaceae
Product: guanine nucleotide exchange factor VPS9
Exons: 5
Coding region: 1-2298 (765 amino acids)
Biological process (GO): vesicle-mediated transport
Cellular component (GO): endocytic vesicle; cytosol
Molecular function (GO): guanyl-nucleotide exchange factor activity; small GTPase binding; ubiquitin binding
Source: RefSeq, a predicted model, not a curated record